Molecule: messenger RNA, 745 nt
Organism: Drosophila subpulchrella
Lineage: Eukaryota; Metazoa; Arthropoda; Insecta; Diptera; Drosophilidae
Exons: 1
Coding region: 82-645 (187 amino acids)
Source: RefSeq, a predicted model, not a curated record
UAAAAAGGAGUUUAGAAUAUCAAAAUUUCCCAUAGAGAGAGCUUAGAAAAACUAAUUUUAAAAAAGAAAGUAAUUUUAAAUAUGGCCUCAUAUCAAGCAGUUUGUACUGCCGUUUUUAUUCGCCUCGUACUCGAAAUUUUGGAACACCUUUGGCAACCUUCUGAUGGCUGUUCACCCGCUCCGAAAUUGGGAGGAUGGAUUUUCGUGGGAGCUCUUGGGCUCUUGGCCAGUGAUAUUAAAAUGUAUCCGGAUCGUUAUAUGCACCUGCCGUAUGCCGUACAGUUUCUGGUGGAGACGUUCGGAUCUUUGGCUAUCCUGGAGUUCUUUUCGACCGUGGUUUGGUGCAUGCUGGAACAAUUGAUUCACCACCUGGUGAGGCUGCUAUUUCUGUCCCUGGGAAUGAACGACGAGACUUACCUGGCCUUCGAAUAUUGGCUCCUUUUGAUUCCCACCACUGCUCUGGCCGUCACCUUAUUCAUUAUAAUGAAAAUGGCCGUUUUACCCCUGUUCGAUAUCAAGUCAGUCUAUGAAAAGCAGGAAAUAAAGGUACAUCUGGACAAGGAAGUUUACAUUGAUCUGGUUAGUCAAAAAAUGCGAAAAUUGGAAAAGUACAAUCGUCGAUAUAAAAAUGAAUUAAAAAUCUAAAUUGUAGUACAAAUUUAAUGUAUGCUUAUGAAGACAAAAGUAAUAAUUGUUUUUAUAAUAACCUCUGCUUAUAAAUAAUAACUAUAAUUAUAUAAAAUAA